Molecule: messenger RNA, 309 nt
Organism: Aspergillus affinis
Lineage: Eukaryota; Fungi; Ascomycota; Eurotiomycetes; Eurotiales; Aspergillaceae
Product: glutaredoxin
Exons: 3
Coding region: 1-309 (102 amino acids)
Biological process (GO): cellular response to oxidative stress
Cellular component (GO): cytoplasm; nucleus
Molecular function (GO): glutathione disulfide oxidoreductase activity
Source: RefSeq, a predicted model, not a curated record
AUGUCUGCCGCAAAGACCAAGGCUCAGUCCUACAUCAACGAGAAUGGCGUUGUCGUCUUUUCGAAAUCUUACUGCCCUUACUGCCACGCCAGCAAGAAGUUGUUGAAUGAGCUCGGCGCGAAGUUCGCGGUCGUCGAGUUGAACGAGUUGUCCGACGGCUCCGCCAUCCAAGACGCCCUCGAGGAAAUCAGCAGCCAGCGCACCGUUCCGAACAUCUUCAUCCAGCAGAAGCAUUUGGGUGGAAACUCGGAUCUGCAGGCCAAGAAGGCCCAGUUGCCGCAGUUGUUGAAGGAUGCUGGUGCUUUGUAA